Messenger RNA from Hippocampus comes (tiger tail seahorse), 2503 nucleotides. RefSeq names its product cancer susceptibility 1. Gene Ontology annotation, cellular component: axoneme. Gene Ontology annotation, molecular function: beta-tubulin binding; microtubule binding. The record is from RefSeq and is a predicted model, not a curated record. Bases 225 to 2465 code for a protein of 746 amino acids. NCBI's taxonomy places the organism in Eukaryota, Metazoa, Chordata, Actinopteri, Syngnathiformes, Syngnathidae. The transcript has 17 exons.
AUUUUUUUUGCUUGUAUCGGUUGCCGUGGAGAUCAGACGUCGCCCGGAAAUGUUGAAAUCACAUACGAACGAGAAGGAUGAGAAGCUGUUUUAUUGCAUUUUAUUUGCAUUUUAUUGUCCAAAGUGAAUGACUCAACACCCGCUCUCAUAUUUGUUACUAUUUGGGUCCUUAACUGUUUAGUUUCCAUUUUCAGUUCCUUAAAAACGGGCCACACAAGGUCGUCAUGCCUCCCAAGAAAAAGGGUAAAAAGGGCCCCAAACUGACCAAAGCUGAAAAGGCGAGGCUGAAGCUUGAGGAGGAGCAACGGAGGUUGCGAGAGGAAGAGGAGGCCCGGAUUCAAGCCGAGCGAGAAGAACAGGAAAGGUUGGAAAGGCAAAGAAGACAGGAAAUAUUAGAUAUGCUUGAGGCGAAGGACAGCAAACGCAGGGGCGCUGAGGUGGGAGAACUACGCUCCCUUCUGGCAAAGAAUUAUUUGGCUGUCAUGAAAUAUAAAAGUGAGGCCGCACAAAUGUCCAAGUGGAAAAAAUACAUGCAAUGUAGUGACAUCCCGGACCCGGCAGUGCAGCAGGAUAUCAACACGUUUAUCAGCUUGUGGAGGGAUGACCCGGAGUGCAGCAUAAAGACCGUGUUCCAGCAGUGUAACGUCGCCCUACAGCUGAUCGAAGAGCUGGAGAUGCUGCUCAGGGAGGUGACCGAUGCAAAUUACAUCCCCAAAUACCAGGAAACACUCUUCCAUCUCCAGGACAUGGUCUAUGCCAAGAUUCUCAACAUCAGCAUGGACAUCCUCAAGGGAGCCAGCAAUUGCAUUGAUACGGAGACAGGCAACAUGCAGGCGGUGAUGAAAGACAAAAACACCACGGUGUGUGUGUGGGCCAAUCUCAUGAGGAAGUCAAGGUUUAAAUGUUUGACCUUCGAGGAGGUGGGCAUGGGCUUUGAGCUGACCAAGCAGCUCGCGAUGAGCAACAUUGCCGUGCGGGUCCUUCACACCAGCUAUGACCACUUGUCCACAGUGUCCAGGAUGACGCACAUGGAAAUAACCGUCGCACCACCCAGGUUGCUUACCACAUUCGAUGAGCUUCCGCCGGAGAUACCGGAGCAGGAUGAAGAACCGAAGGAGACGCAGGAGGAGGUGCAGGAGGAGCAGGAAGAGGAGCCCGCCCAAGAGCAGGAGUCGGAGCAAAUUGUGGAAGAGGAAGAGCCACCAGCCCGAGAGUCUGAAGAGGCCAAGCCUUCAGAAAGUCAACUGUCAGGCGCCAGUGUCCAUGCAGAGGACGACGAAAACCAGAUCGUAACGCAGAUGGAGGUCCUUGCAGCCGAGGUGACCCCUCCGCCACCAGAGGACGACAUGAUGUUUUACGGUGAGGGUGUCGAGGCAGUGGACCUGAGGAAGUACACGCCUCUGGGUGGAGUCUUCUACUACGAAUUGUUCCACCUUCCGCCGCAAUCUCAUCACGUCAAAGGCUGGGAAAUUCGAAAGAUAUCGGAAGCCAGGUUGAAAGCUUUCCAGUAUAUUCCCGAGAAAUCAAACCAAACAGAAGAUGAGGAAGCCACUUGCCCACUUGUCGGUUUGUCUGUGAGGCUCCCUGAUACGGUGGUCUUCCUAGAAACCCCUCGAGUGGGCCGCUGGGAUGCAGAAGGCAAGUAUUGGCGGACGGACGGUAUCAGCGACUUCUCUGUAAAAGAGCAUGCGCAAAAUGAGGAGGGGGAAGAGGAAGAGGGAGAGGUGGCGGAGGUGGAGGAGGCGGGCGGGGUGACAAAGGUGUCCUUCAAGAUGGACUCUUUCUACCCAUUCGUACUGAUGCAGCACACCUACGCCAACUUUCCCUUCCGGAGUUGGGAGCUGCGCCCGCUUGGUAAAGACUCGGCUCUCUUCAGCAUCCACGGGGCACUCAUUGACCUCAGCAUAACCAUCCAGGGGAAUCAGUGCAUGCUGCAAACAGACCGAGAGGUGGCCCUCACCAACCUUUUUGGCAAGUGGAUGAGCGCGCCCGACCUGCAGCAGGCCAUGGUCAAGGCGGGGAUCAACGUCUUCGUCAACGAACACACCGAGAAGUUCGUCACUUCCUGUCGCAAGGACCCACUUAGGGAACACGUUGCCUAUGAACAGAUGGCCCUGUUCGCAUCGGUCUGCGCCUUCUCAUGGAGCAAAUGGAACGCCCAAUGUGGUCCGGAACAUCUUGUCAUUAAGGUCUGUGAGCACCAAGGCCUUAACCCGCCACCCGAAGACCUGUGGAGUCUCUACCUGGUGGCGGCUCAGAGAUUCCAAAAGUUGGAGAUAACGGAAACGAGUGAGGUUUUCUGCGCCGACCACCAUCCCGACAGCGAGUUUCACUCCACCUUCAUCCACAUGCUGCAGGACAACAUGAGCCCCGAAGGGAUAAGUCGAACCCGAGAGGCUCACUUCCUCUUCGUGGACACUGUUCAGAGUCUGUUCUGCGCCACCAGGCCGCUCAUGUUUUGCUAAACCCUGUGCGGGAUAAAAACACGUUACAUUCCAUUGUA